This is a messenger RNA of Trichomycterus rosablanca, 3643 nucleotides long. RefSeq names its product chromodomain helicase DNA binding protein 1-like (gene chd1l). Gene Ontology annotation, biological process: chromatin remodeling; DNA repair. Gene Ontology annotation, cellular component: nucleus. NCBI's taxonomy places the organism in Eukaryota, Metazoa, Chordata, Actinopteri, Siluriformes, Trichomycteridae. Gene Ontology annotation, molecular function: ATP-dependent chromatin remodeler activity; DNA helicase activity; ATP binding. The transcript is spliced from 25 exons. Bases 312 to 3239 code for a protein of 975 amino acids. The record is from RefSeq and is a predicted model, not a curated record.
UACUUAUAGGGCAAUUCAGUGUCUCCAAUUAACCUGGCUGGAUGUUUUUGGACUGUGGGGAAAAACCGGAGCUCCCGGAGGAAACCCACGCAGUCACGGGGAGAACAUGCAAACUCCGCAAACUACAGAAAGGACCUGGACUGCCCCACUUGGGGAUCGAACCCAGGACCUUCUUGCUGUGAGGCGACAGUGCCACCCACUAAGCCACCGUGCCGCCCUAUGGUGUCCAGCUGCGGUCCUACCAGCUUGUCGGGGUGCAGUGGCUCACUCAGUGCUUUAAGAAUCUGGAUGGAUGCAUCCUUGGUGAUGAAAUGGGUUUGGGCAAGACCUGUCAGACCAUCUGCCUACUGGUGUACGCCCGGGGAUGUCUUGGCAUGAAGGGUCCUUUUCUGGUGCUUUGUCCUCUGUCUGUUCUGGAUAACUGGAGACAGGAGCUGCAGCGCUUCUGCCCCACACUGUCUGUGCUGUGUUACACCGGUGAUAAAGAAAGAAGAGCUGAACUCCAGAGAAACAUGAAGGAUGAAGAUUUUCACAUCUUGCUAACCACAUAUGAGAUGUGCCUGAAAGAUGCAAACACACUAAAAAGAUGGAAAUGGAAGAUUUUGGUUGUCGAUGAGGCUCACAGGCUGAAAAACCAAAAUUCACUUCUUCACCAAACCUUAUCAGAGUUUUCUGUAGGCUUUAGGCUGUUGUUAACAGGAACUCCAAUCCAGAAUAAUCUGCAGGAGGUUUACUCACUGCUCACCUUCAUUCAGCCCAGCCUGUUCCCAUCUGACUCCACUGAAGAGUUUGUCAGCACAUAUACAGAUGUACAGAAUGAUUGUACAACAGCGAAGGAGCUCCAUCAGGUGCUGCAGCCCUUCCUGCUGCGCAGGGUCAAGACAGAAGUGGCUGCAGAGCUGCCUAAGAAGACCGAACUGGUGGUGUAUCAUGGAAUGUCUGCACUGCAAAAGAAAUAUUACAAAGCAAUUCUGACGAAAGAUCUCGAUGCAUUUGGGAGUGACCAGGCUAAUCGGACCAGGCUUCUGAACAUUUUGAUGCAGCUGCGGAAGUGUGUGAACCACCCGUAUCUGUUUGAUGGUGUGGAGCCAGAGCCGUUUGAGAUGGGGGAACACUUGGUGGAAGCCAGUGGGAAGCUCUCCCUGCUCGACACUAUACUAGCAUAUCUGCUGCAAGGAGGCCACCGGGUUCUGCUGUUCUCUCAGAUGACCAGGAUGCUGGAUAUUUUGCAGGAUUAUCUGGAGUAUAGAGGUUACAGCUACGAGCGUCUGGAUGGCUCAGUGCGAGGAGAGGAGCGCAAUCUGGCAAUCAAGAACUUUAGCACCAAAGAUGUGUUCAUCUUCCUUCUCAGCACCAAAGCUGGCGGGGUUGGCAUGAACCUGACCGCUGCGGACACUGUGAUCUUUAUGGACAGUGAUUUUAAUCCACAGAACGACCUGCAAGCAGCAGCUAGAGCCCAUCGAAUCGGGCAAACAAGGGCUGUGAAAGUGAUCCGACUCCUGGGUAGAGACACGGUGGAGGAGAUCAUUUACUCACGAGCUGUAUCAAAACUGCGUCUCACCAACACAGUGAUCGAGGAGGGUCGCUUCUCCCUGUUGGAGCAGAAACAAGCAGCUGCUGCAGCUGUUGCUGACCUACAGCUAAGUGAGAUUCUGAAGUUUGGUGUAGACAAACUGCUGUCCUCAGACGAGAGCUCUGUUCAGGAUGUGGACCUUAAGCUGAUCCUGGGACAGUCACACAAUGGCCGUUGGCUAAUGGAUGAAGAUCAAGUCAUGCCUACUGAAGAACAGGAGAGUGAAGAGGAGGAAAGACAGAAUCAUAUGUACUACUUUGAGGGGAAGGACUACUCAAAAGAUCCCAGCACAGAGGAUGAGGAAAUGUUUGAGCUUUUACUGAAGGAGCAGUUGGUUGAGCUGGAUGGCGCUACCCAAGAAGGGCGCAGCCUACGCCACAAAGCGGGAGGUUUACUGGCUGGGCCCUUAGCAACCCCAGUGAGGAGGAAGAGGCCUCUGACAGAGGCUGAGCUGGAUCAGAGACGUCAGAAGAGACAGGAAGCUGCUGCAAAGAGAGCUAAAAUGUUAGAAGAAAAGAAAAGACAACAGGAAGAGCAAAAACACGAGAAGAAGAUGGCAUGGUGGGCGUCAUGUGGGUACAAAUCCCUCUGCUUGCCCUCUGCUGAUAGCGAGGGUGAGGAUGUCGAAGAGGAUGAUGAAGAAGGUGAUGAUACCAGUGUGAGCUCAACCGACUCGGACCACACCGCCAUUCAUUAUGUACUUGGAGAUGUUACUCAUCCUCAGGCUGACCGGGAGGAUGCCGUUAUCGUUCACUGUGUUGACGACUCAGGACGGUGGGGACGAGGUGGGAUAUUCACGGCUCUGGAGAUCCGAUCAGAUGAGGUGAAGAAACAAUAUGAACUGGCAGGGGAUAUGGAAGAUUUAGAGCUUGGAAAUGUGUUGCUGUUUCGCAUCGAUGACAAGCAGUCGAGACUGACUGGACAAGACUUUUUGGCACUUAUCGUUGCUCAGCGGAGAGAUAAAGCCAACAACCUGUCAGGCAUUCACCUAUCUGCCUUAGAGGAGGGUCUUAAGAAGAUCUACAGAGCAGCCAAGCAAAAAAAUGCGAGUGUCCAUCUCCCGCGCAUUGGCCACGCCACCAAAGGCUUUAACUGGUAUGGCACUGAGAGACUGAUUCGCAAGCACUUAUCCUCCCGAGGGAUCGCCACCUUCAUAUACUAUUACAGGCGGACAUCAGCACACUCUCAUUCUCCAUCAGCUUCUUCUACGAAGACUCCAAACCCAUCCACCUCCAGUUCAGCGCUUGCUUCCCCAGCACCAGCACCGGUCUCUCCUGCUUCCUCAUGUUCUCUCGGUUCUCAUGAUGCCUCAGAAGAACAAGCAGAUUCUCCAGGAAGUCCGAGCAGUUUACCUGAGGGUGAAGAAGCUCCUGGUUUAGCAGAUUUUAUGAGAGGAGUCCGGGUUUUCUUCUACAAUGUGGGAGCCACAGAGAGAAAGAAGCUGACACGCUACCUCAUCACGUAUGAUGGUGAUGAUGAGGACAUCAUGAGCUCACAUGUUACUCAUAUUGUAGCAGAAGUGGAAGGCCCAGUUCAAAUCCAGGAAUUGAAGGAUCUAAAGUGCCAGUAUCCUCAGGCGCUCCUUGUUAAGAAGAACUGGCUUGAGUCCUGCUUUGCCAACCAAAGAAAACUCAAUGCUCUAAAAUAUGUGCAUCAUUUGAAAUGAAAUAAGUAGAUUUUUUUGAUCCACUGAUGAUUUUUAGUCGUAUUCCCUGGUCAUAACAGUUGUGGGCAUCUGUAUGUGCUGUACCUUUUGGAAAUAAAUUGAUAUGUGUAUAUUUUGAAACAUGAUCUGAAUUUAUAUUACUCACAAUUUUAACUUUAUGAUUUUUUUCAAAUAGAAGUAGUCUUUCAUCAUGUAUCUGUAUCAGGGCCUGAAUACAGUUUUGCUUUUAGACUGAAUAAGCCAUAUUUUCCUGUCUGUUUCACUAUCAUAUUUAUUCACUUAAAUGACACAGAUUAACACACACAAAUAAUUAUUGUGUGUUAUAAUAAUGAUAAAGAAAAUAAUGUUUUAUCUUGGCCCUAAUAAUAUACAAAACACUUCUGGAAAUGUUGGGAAAUUUUGUA